Molecule: messenger RNA, 2731 nt
Organism: Micropterus dolomieu (smallmouth bass)
Lineage: Eukaryota; Metazoa; Chordata; Actinopteri; Centrarchiformes; Centrarchidae
Gene: ccdc85al
Product: coiled-coil domain containing 85A, like
Exons: 4
Coding region: 441-1856 (471 amino acids)
Source: RefSeq, a predicted model, not a curated record
CAGCGGACUCUCUCCCUUCUCUCUCUCUCUCUCUCUCGCAGUGUGCUGAACAUAACCUACAUGCGGCAGGCGUGUGCACCGAUUGUCCGCCGAAGCUUUUCUCACUUUGAUCACAUUUGGGAACGAAUUUGGAUACUGAACCCACACGAUACGUCGCUGUAGCCUAAGUAGGCUUCCUGCAGUAGCUACAGCCUGGUUGUGAGGAUGUUGCAGUGAUAGACAGCAGAGCAUCCUCUCUUGCACUCAGCCGGCAUCGUCAGCUGUUGCUCGAGCAGAGCGUGGAAGAGUCGGGAGCAACAGAAAAGGCCAAACUAUGCCACUGAUUUUCUACCGGUGACCGUUUUCCACCUUAAGUCCACCGGGGAGCGGAUGCGAGCAGAGGUUUCCAGCGAGCCUCUGACUAUUUUCAGCCCUUUGUCGGUGCCGGAGGAGCUGUGCCAAUGGAGAAAGCGACUCCGCCGCCCCAGCCUCAGCUCCAGCUGUCGAUAGCGAAGACUGAAAGUCCAGCGGAGGAUAUCUCCGGUCUGACUGACGAGGAGCUGCUGAAGUGGACCAAGGAGGAUCUGGUGCGGCGGCUGAGGCGGUCUGAGUCCGACAAGAUGAGCGUGAUUCUGGACCACGGGAAUCUCAUCCGAGAGGUCAAUCGCAGCCUCCAGCUGCACUUGAACGAGAUCAGGGGGCUGAAGGACAUUAAUCAGAAGCUGCAGGAGGACAACCGUGAGCUGCGGGACUUGUGCUGCUUCCUGGACGACGACCGCCAGAAAGGCAAGCGUGUAUCCAGGGAGUGGCAGCGCUUGGGACGUUACAGUGCCAGCAUCAUGCGGAAAGAGGUGACCCUCUACCUCCAGAAACUCAAGGAGCUGGAGCUUCGACAGGAGGAGGUUAUCCGGGAGAACCUGGAGCUGAAAGAGCUCUGCCUGCUGCUGGAUGAGGAGAAGGGGGUGGUAGGUGGAGGAGGUGGCGGCGGAGGAAGUGGAGGGGGUGUAGGGAUGGGAGGGUGCCGCAACUCCAUCGACAGCCAGAAUAGUUUGCUGCUGGUGCCUGGGCACGGGCUCCUGAUGAGAGAUGUGGGGGAUGGGAGCAGCACCUCCAGUGCAGGGAGUGCUGACAGCUCCGAUCACCCUCACCAUAAGCAGCCUCACCUGGCUGCAGGGGUGGGUGGCGUUGGUAGUGGUGGGGAAAAAGGGAGCCCUGAGCUUGUGCACAAACCCAGGUGUAGCAGCAUCAGUGGAAUAGGAGGCGAAGGUGGAGGAGACAGGGAGGUGUCCAGCCCUGAGCACCCCGCUGGGCGCCACCGGAGUACAAGCCUGGAGUAUCCGUACACCCUGCCCCAGCUCUGCCGGCCCCGCUGCGGCUCCAUAUCGGUGCCUGACCACAGUCGAGUCAUGCGGGGCCUCAGCCCGGAAAAAUACGGGAGGAACGUGGGCCGACGCAGUCCGGAGCAGCACCCCAAGCACCACAGCUCUGAUCUCCUCCUGGGCCAGAGGCAGCAUUUCCUGGGUCAGGGAGGCAGCGGGGAUCUCUAUCAGAGGCAUCACAGGAGCAGCAUUAGCAGUACUGGCUGUGGGAGCCCCGAACCCCGGCAGGCAUAUUUAGGGGGCACUGAGCACCAUGAAAAGGGCUGCGUGGUCCAGGGGGGCAGCCCCGAAACUCAUAGGCACCAGUUCAGUGUGAGCCCUGACCAUGUGAAGUUUGGGAGCCCUGUGAGAGAGGGACAGAGGAGGCCGGCUGGAGAUGAGAUGUCGCCUCAUCAUCGGAGCAUCUACAAUGGCAUGAAUGCUUUAAUAUCAGCCGGCUGCUGCACCAACAACUGUAGAAAUGUCAAGCUAUGGGACAGCUUUGAUGCCUCCUCUUGACCCCAGCUUGACCAGCUAAGAUCCUCAAAUGGGGGGGGGGUCACAGUGGUACAACCCUCCUGCGCCUCUGGCCUUGAUAGACACGACGGCCCCCGGACGCCACCAUCUAUGACUCCAGAUGGUCUGUCAUCCAUGCCCUCAUCAGUGUCCAAGUCCAGAAACAGCCUGCCUCCAUGUUUUCAUUUCUAUAUAUCCGGAGUUUGAGGAAAGGGAGUGGGGUGUUGAGGGGAAUGCUGUUAGUACAGUUGGUAAAACUUGUGAAGACUGCCGCAGCUAAAUGGAUUAGAGUGGCUAUCUCUCCCUGCCAACUGUGACACGGCUACCUCCCGGAGAGCACCUAGAAGGAGUGACAAUGGGGAUCGGUGAGAGACGAUGUAGGGGACUCUCUCUGUUUACAAAUGUAGAUCACUGGUGGAGAAGCACAUAAAUUAAACUCUCUGCACCCUUCUGUUUUAAACCUUAAUUAUUUUCCACCACUCUUCCCUCUUUCUCCUAUUUCCCUCCCUGUUUUACUACUCUCUCCCUCCACCUCUCCCAUCUUCAGAUAUCCGUCAUCUUCAAAGUGUGUAAUGAAACUGGUUGUAAUUUAAUGUUCUCUCUCUCAGUCUCAAAUUCCAGCUGAUCACAUGAUUGCCAUCGUCUUCAACUUUUUCAGCCAUUUCAACUGAAUUUAAAACAAAACAAAAACCAUAUUUGUCAACGAUGUUCUAGCAAAGAAAAAAAAACCUCUUCCUGUGUCUUAAACUGAGAUGGUCAACAUUACUAGCUGCUGACAGAUGUUUUACUUCUAUAAGAUGCAAUGUUCAGGUGUAAUUUUUCUUUUUUGUAUUAUCUUCUUUGCUCCCUUAAAGCGCCUAUAUUGAAGCUGGGGAUAA